AUGGAGAAUAUGAACAGCGUGACAGAGUUUGUCCCACUGGGACUCACAUAGAAUCCAAAGCUACAGAAAGUCAUACUGCUGGUUUUUCUGGUCAUCUACAUUGUCUCUAUGGUAGGGAAUGUGCUCACCUUGGUCACCAUCACAGUCAGCCCAUUACUGGUGUCUCCAGUGUACUUUUCCCUGGCUCAUCUCUCUUUUAUUGAUGCUUGUUACUCCUCUGUCAAUAACCCGAAAUUGAUUGUAGAUUCCUUCCAUGAAACAAAAACCAUCCCUUUCAAUGGGUGCAUGACUCAGCUCUUUGGGGAGCAUUUAUUUGCAGGUGCUGACGUCAUCCUCCUGACUGCAACGGCCUAUGACUGCUAUGUGGCCAUCUGCAAGCCAUUGCAUUACACCACCAUCAUGAACUGGCAGUUGUGUUGGCUGCUAAUUGGAGUGGUAUGGGUGGGAAGCUUUCUCCAUGCAACCAUACAGAUCCUCUUCAUCUUCCACUUACCCUUCUGUGGCUCUAAUGUCAUAGAUCACUUUAUGUGUGAUCUGAACCCUUUGCUUGAACUUGCCUGCUCUGAAACCCACACUCUAGGGCUCUUCAUUGCUACCAACAGUGGUUUCCUCUGUCUGUUAAACUUCCUCCUCUUGUUGGGCUCCUAUGGGGUCAUUGCGUGCUCCCUAAGGACACACAGUUUGGAAGCGAGGUGCAAGGCCCACUCCACGUGUGUUUCCCACAUCACAGCUGUCAUCAUAUUGCUUCUGCCUUGCAUUUUUGUGUACCUGAUACCAGUUUGGAGGCGAGCAACUACUUUUCCAAUUGAUAAAGCAGUUACUGUGUUUUAUACCAUGAUAACUCCCAUGUUAAAUCCCUUAAUCUAUACCCAGUAUAGAAAUGCCCAGAUGAAAAAUGCUAUUAGGAAUUUGUGUAAUAGAAAAGUGGUUUCAGGUGAUAGAUAG
This is a messenger RNA of Budorcas taxicolor (takin), 945 nucleotides long. RefSeq names its product olfactory receptor 4C46-like. NCBI's taxonomy places the organism in Eukaryota, Metazoa, Chordata, Mammalia, Artiodactyla, Bovidae. Gene Ontology annotation, biological process: G protein-coupled receptor signaling pathway. Gene Ontology annotation, molecular function: G protein-coupled receptor activity; olfactory receptor activity. The record is from RefSeq and is a predicted model, not a curated record. Gene Ontology annotation, cellular component: membrane.